AUGACGACGACAAGACGGGCAGGAAGACAGGAGACCGGAAUGAAGAAGAGACGGAAGGACGACAAGAGUGAAGACAGAGACGGUAAGGAAGGAGACGGGCACCGGACGCAAGAGGAGGAGGAGACGGAAGACGCGCAAGAACCGGUGGAGACGGUGAAGACGGCACCCGGAGGCACCCCAGGAAAACAGACACGACAGAGGAGUGAGGAGAGACCGGCACACGGCAACGAGGAAUGGCACCCGGAAGGAGGUGAAGGAGGCACCCGGAAGGAGGACAGGAUGGAGUGGACACGGACACCGCAGGAGGAACCCGACAACAGGAAGACAGGAGGAGAGACGAGACGGAAGAGACAAACAGUGAGACGAGAGACCCGGAGGAGGAAGAGGCACCAGGUGAAGAGAUAUGGCACGGUGAAGGAGGAAUGA
Molecule: messenger RNA, 426 nt
Organism: Haliotis rubra (blacklip abalone)
Lineage: Eukaryota; Metazoa; Mollusca; Gastropoda; Lepetellida; Haliotidae
Product: conglutin beta 3-like
Exons: 1
Coding region: 1-426 (141 amino acids)
Source: RefSeq, a predicted model, not a curated record